This is a messenger RNA of Dovyalis caffra, 1050 nucleotides long. The record is from the annotation of a GenBank genome assembly. Lineage: Eukaryota; Viridiplantae; Streptophyta; Magnoliopsida; Malpighiales; Salicaceae.
AUGAAAGCCUGCAAAACCCUGGUCACCACCUCUCUAGCUUCCCUCCCAAAACCCGUAAAACCCUUCUCUCCAUUCUCCAAAACCCUGACCCUCCCCUUCUCUGUGUCCUUCGCUCCCUACAGACAACAUACUAGACCUCACUCUUCAACAGCAACCCAAGCAGCACUCUCAUUAGACCCCCCAGACGACAUCAACACAACCACCACCCAAAACGAUACUGUAGAACACCUUCUUACCAACCGGAACGACGUGUUACAACUAAUGAAAAUGGAAAGAAGAAGAACAAAAACCCACGACGACAAUGUCUUGGGUUCUCAUUGGUUUCCUUAUUUCGACAUGUUCAAGUGUGGAGGUGUGGAUUUGAGUAGCAGUGAGGUUUUGGAGGCGGUGGGGCCGUAUAUGAUGGAAGAGAGAAGAGAGAGGAUUCGAAACACGGUUAAGAAUAGGAGUUAUUCCCUUUGUUUGGUUGUUGAAGGAUUGACUGAUUUCGGAAACGUUUCGGCUGCCUUUCGAUCUGCUGAUGCUUUGGGGUUUCAGUCUGUUCAUGUUGUUUCUUGUAAUAGCUCCAAAAGAUAUAAAGAGAAUAGACAUGUGAGUAUGGGAGCAGAGAAAUGGUUGGAUAUUGAAUUAUGGGAUUCUUCAAAAGAGUGUUUUCAAGUCUUAAAAUCGCGUGGUUAUCGGAUAGCUACCACACAUGUUGGAAUUGAUGCGGUAUCUAUUUAUGACAUGGAUUGGUCAUGCCCAACUGCAAUAGUUGUUGGAAAUGAAAAUAGGGGUAUAAGUGAUGAGGCUCUGGAACUGUCAGAUUUGCAUUGCAGUAUUCCUAUGAAAGGCAUGGUAGACUCUUUCAAUGUUUCAGUUGCUGCAGGCAUCCUCAUGCACCAUGCUGUUUGUGACAGAACUUCUCGCCGGGGCUCUCAUGGUGAUUUGACCCCAGAAGAAACGCAGAUCUUGCUUGCAGAGUUUUCACUUCGUCAUAGCAAGAGUAUGAUAAGCAUUGCCCAUGACUAUGCAAAGCGAAAGGCAGCCACUGCCAUGCCAAAGCUUUGA